GGUCGCGUUCCGCCACACAUUCCCAGAAAUAGAAGAAGACAUGCAACAGUUUUGCUGAUUGAUGAUCUGAGCUCUCCGACUCUACUAAUCAUCUUUACAUUCAAAUAUUUCUGACAGGGUUUUACCUCCACAGUUCCAUCUGAUCCGUUGUGGGUGUAUUUGAGGAGGUUAACUGCGUUCUGCUGUAAAGAUCAAGGCAUUACUGCUGUCCUGUUGCAGGUGUUCUCCUGCUGUCUUGCAUAUGCAGUGUAAGUUUACCUCCACAAGAAUAUCAAGAGAACCAACUGGGAUGAAAUCGGAUGAAAUUAAAUGUGAGGAUGUCGACCCCUCUGAGAGCUCCAAUCAUCACCAAAGCUCAUCUGAUAUUUCCCACAUGAACACCUCUCCCAAACCAUUUAAACCAGAAAUUCACCACUGCUCACUGUGUGGGAAGAGUUUCAAUAGAAAGGGUUCUCUCCAUGACCAUCUGCGCAUUCACACAGGAGAGAAACCGUAUCACUGCUCACAGUGUGGGAAGAGUUUUAAUCGAGAGUACUGUCUCCAACGACACCAGCACAUUCACACGGGAGAGAAACUGUAUCACUGCUCACAGUGUAGGAAGACUUUCAAUAGAAAGGGUCAUCUCCAACAACACCAGCGCAUUCACACCGGAGAGAAACCGUAUUACUGUUCACACUGUGAGAAGAGUUUUACUUACCAGAGUCAUUUCAAACGACAUCAGCGCAUUCACACUGGAGAGAAACCGUAUCACUGCUUAGAGUGUGGAAAGAGUUUCACUCGAGAUGACAAUCUCCAAUUACACCAACGCGUUCACACCAGACAGAAACCGUAUUACUGUUCACAAUGUGAGAAGAGUUUUACUUGCCAUAGUCAUCUCCAACGACACCAGCAGAUUCACAUUGGAGAGAAACCGUAUCACUGUUCACAAUGUGGGAAGAGUUUUAGUACGCACAGAAACAUUCAGCGACAUGAGCGCAUUCACACAGCUGAGAAUGAGGACGUGCAGCAGUUCUCACCAGAACCAUUUCCAUGGUACUUCAAGCGGCACCGUCGUCAGCGAUCUCCAGACUGCACUGCUUGGGGUCGUCCUCAGUGGCAAAAUGUAGCCUCUGAUGAGAGCUCCAUCCAGACGUGUAGGGCAUCAGGAUGGAUCAGUCAGGUCCGGACAGCAGAAAGGAUGAGUGGCGUCCUGUCUUCUCCUGCUGUCCGCUUUCCUAUCAGUUAUAAAUUUACCUCCACAAGACUGUCGAAACAUCCGACUAAGAUGAAGGCGGACGAUAUUAAACGUGAGGAUCUAGAACCUACAGAGAGCUCCAGUAGUCAGCAAUGGUCGUUUGGUUCGUUCCUGGCGAACACCUCUCUCAGAUUUAUGCAGAAAGAGAUUCACCAGUGCUCGCAGUGUGGGAAAAGUUUCAGCCAGAAGAGCAAUCUGAAUCAGCACCAGCGUAUCCACUCAGGAGAGAAGCCGUACCAGUGCUCGCAGUGCGGGAAGAGCUUCAAUCAGAAGAGCAAUCUCAAACAGCACGAGCGUAUCCACUCGGGUGAGAAGCCGUACCACUGCUCGGACUGUGGGAUGAGCUUCACACAGAGAAGUCAUCUCCAACAGCACCAGCGCAUUCACACUGGAGAGAAGCCGUAUCACUGCUUGGAAUGUGGGAAGAGCUUUAGUGACCAGAGUAAUCUCCAGCAGCACCAGCGCAUCCACACGGGAGAGAAGCCGUACCAGUGCUCAGCCUGCGGGAUGAGUUUUACACAAAAGGGUAAUCUCCAGAAACACCAGCUGUUUCACACCGGAGAGAAACCCUUCCACUGCCUGGAGUGUGGGAGGAGUUUUACACAAGCAGCUGAUCUCCAAGAGCACCAACACGUCCACACCGGGGAGAAGCCGUAUUACUGCUCGGCGUGCGGGAAGAGCUUUACUAGACAUAGCAGCUUCCAACGACACCAACACAUCCACACUGGUGAGAAGCCGCAUCACUGCGCAGUAUGUGGGAAGGGUUUCACCCGGUACACUAACCUGCAGCGACACAAACUCGUCCACACAGCUGAGAUCGAGGACAUGCUGCGGUUCUCAUCGGAAGGUGUUGACAUUAACAUUUCUGAUGAGUGGUGUCCUGUUGCUCGUCUUCCCAUGCUGUCUUCUUUCCCAUCCAUCGUAAAAUUUACUGCUGCAAGAACAUCAAGAGGUCCAACUAGGAUAAAGUCAGGCAAGGAUAUCUAUGACGAUCUGGUAUCCACUAGUAGGUCCAGUUUUCACCAAAUGUCAUCUGGUUCUUUGCACUCGUCAGUUAGUGGUGUUGGUGUGGAGAGAAAAAUUCACCACUGCUCACCAUGUGGCAAAAGUUUCAAUCUAAAGAGCAAGUUAAUAAAACACCAGCUUAUUCACACUGGAGAGAAGCUGUAUCACUGCUCACAGUGUGGGAGGACUUUUACUAAACAGAAUAAUCUCCAGCGACACCAGCACAUUCACUCAGGAGAGAAGCCGUAUCCGUGUUCAGACUGUGGGAAGAGUUUUACACAAAGGGGUAAUCUUCAGAAACACCAGCGCGUUCACACUGGAGAGAAACCGUACCACUGCUCAGAGUGCGGGAAGAGUUUUAGUCAACGGACAGGUCUCCAAGUCCACCAGCGCAUUCACACCGGAGAGAAGCCAUAUCAGUGCUUGGAGUGUGGGAGGAGUUUUAGUAACCAGAGUAAUCUACAACACCACCAGCGGAUUCACACUGGAGAGAAGCCGUAUCAGUGCUCACAGUGCGGGAAGAGCUUCACACAAAGGGGUAAUCUCCAGGUUCAUCUGCACAUCCACACCGGAGAGAAGCCGUAUCACUGUCUGGAGUGUGGGAAGAGGUUUAGACAUCGCAGUAAUCUUCAACAGCACCGACGCAUUCACAGAGGAGAGAAGCCAUAUCAGUGCUCAGACUGUGGAAAGGGUUUUGUGCUGAAGUUUAAUCUCCAAGAACACCGACGCGUUCACACCGGAGAGAAACCGUAUUUCUGCUCUGAGUGUGGGAAGAGUUUUAACACGCACAGAAAUUUUCAGCGGCACAAGCACAUUUACACAGCGGAGAAUGAAGACAUGAAGCAGUUUUCACCAGAAAAUAUGGAAAUGAACUACAAAGACACCACCGGUUUUACCUCCACAGUUCCAUCUGAUCCGUUGUGGGUGUAUUUGAGGAGGUUAACUGCGUUCUGCUGUAAAGAUCAAGAUUUGAGUGGUUUCCUGUCUCCACCUGCCGUCGUCUUCUUUCCGACACACCUUACAACUAGGAUGAAGGCGAAUGAGAUUAAGUGUGAGAAUCUAGAACCCACAGAGAGCUCCAGUACUCACCGAAGUUCAUCUGGUACCGUACACGCCUCUGCUCAGCAAGCACAAACAGAAUUGUACCACUGCUCACAGUGUGGGAAGUGCUUCAGUAAAAAGACUAAUCUCAGACAACACCAGCGGAUUCAUACGGGAGAGAAGCCGUAUCAGUGCUCAUACUGCGGGAUGAGGUUUACACAAAGGGGUAAUCUCCAACAACACCAGCGCAUUCACAAAGGAGAAAAACUGUACCACUGCUCACAGUGUGGGAAGAAUUUCACUCAGAAGGGUCACCUCCAGCGACACCUGCGUAUCCACACAGGAGAGAAGCCGUAUCGCUGUUCGCAGUGUGGGAAGAGUUUUACUGAGAACAAUAAGCUCAUAAAACACCAGAGAAUUCAUUCAGGAGAGAAGCCGUAUCAGUGCUCGGACUGUGGGAUGAGUUUUACCGAAAGGAGCAAUCUGCAGUUACACCUGCUCAUUCACACAGGAGAUAAACCUUAUUACUGCUUAGAGUGUGGGAAGAGUUAUACGCAAAAGACUGCUCUCCGAGUACACCAGCGCAUCCACACAGGGCAGAAGCCCUAUUACUGUCCUCAGUGUGGGAAGAGUUUUACUACCCAUAGCAGUUUCCAGCAACAUCAGCGUGUUCACACCGGAGAGAAGCCGUAUCACUGCUCACAGUGCGGGAAGAGAUUUAGUAAUCAGAGUAAUCUCCGAAGACACCAGCGCAUUCACACCGGAGAGAAGACCUACCGCUGCUCAGACUGUGAGAAGAGUUUUAGUAACCAGAGUAAUCUGCAGCGACACAAACACCUUCACAAAGCUGAGGACACGUUGCGAUUCUCAUGAAGAAGUGUAGACGUUAAGUACUUCUUUUCUCAGUGCUUAUUUGGGGGGUGGGGUUUCUGGUAGAGAGUAAAUUUUUGCUCCUCACUACAGGAAACAGUUGGGGUUUCAUCAUUAUGAAAGUAUGAAUUUUUAUACAGUUUGAGAAGUAAAAACUCAUUAUUGCAAAGCAUUUCACGUUCACUCAUUGGAAGAGCAGAUGGUUUUUGUAUUUUACUGUUAUACCCAUGUUUGAUAUAUUAAGUAUGUAAGAUAUCAUCAAAAUCAUAUCUAUUCUUAACAUUUUGCAAGGACAGAAUGCUCAGGUGGUUGGUGAAUAAUAGCUAUACUUUUGAAUGGCGGUGGUCGCGUGGUAGUUAACGCUCAGGGUUACUGAUCAGAAGGUUGCCCCAGAACUGCCAAGCUGCCACUGUUGGGCCCUUGAGCAAGGCCCUUAAGCCUCUCUGCUCCAGGGGGCACUUUAUCAUGUCUGACCCUGCACUCUGACCCCAACUUCCUGACAUGCUGGGGUAUGUGAAGAAAAGAAUUUCACUGUGCUGUAAUGUAUACGUGAUUAAUAAAGACUCAUUAUCAUUAUUAUCAUAGCUAUGAACUAAAAGAGGUAAUAGAUUAUGUUAAUUAAAAUUCCAGUAUUUGACCAGGCUUGCCCAAGAGUGUGAAUUCCUGAAAGAUGCCAAUAAGAUCAAUGAAACUAAACAAUUGUAACACUUUAAUAGUUUUUAUUAGUGGAAAAAUAAUAAGUUUGAGAUUUUGUCCAAAUAUUUGAUACACCUAAAUAAAUGUUUUGUGAGUCAGGAAAGGAUAAGACCUUGUAGGAUAAGCGGUAUAGAAGAUGGAUGGAUGCAUGGUGUAUAGUGGUGGGUGACAUGAUUAUCAAGAUGCUCAAAAAAGUUCUAUGCCACAUGGUAUGUAUCAUGAUAUAUAGACUGUACAAAUGCUGAACAUUUUAAAGCUUAAGUGCAAAAUUUUUAUAAUAAAAGUCAAACAGGCUAAUAACUGUAAUAACUCUAUAAUAAAACACCACUUUUUUUUUGCAGAUCAGUGCAAGAUUUUAAAUCACUCCGAUUAGCCAGUGAAUGCUAAUGUAAAUUACCUCAGAUUCCAUGCCGAAUGCUAGUCUGAAAUGCUUUUUAAUUUUAAGCAUCAUGAAUGGAAAUGUAUAUUCUGGUAGAUGUCAUAAAAUUUCAGUUCUUUGACAUUGCUUCAUUGUCUAUUGUUCUCUUGGUGUAUUUAUGUUUUUGGUACUGGUAUAUGCUG
Messenger RNA from Ictalurus punctatus (channel catfish), 5407 nucleotides. RefSeq names its product zinc finger protein 850. The transcript has 8 exons. Lineage: Eukaryota; Metazoa; Chordata; Actinopteri; Siluriformes; Ictaluridae. The coding region runs from base 242 to 4153 and encodes 1303 amino acids. Gene Ontology annotation, molecular function: DNA-binding transcription factor activity, RNA polymerase II-specific; RNA polymerase II transcription regulatory region sequence-specific DNA binding. The record is from RefSeq and is a predicted model, not a curated record. Gene Ontology annotation, cellular component: nucleus. Gene Ontology annotation, biological process: regulation of transcription by RNA polymerase II.